CAAUGACACACGUGAACUGCAUUUCCCGCUGUUCUGCAGUGCGCAUAUUUAUGGACAGUCAGACAGGUAGGCGGCUGUGAUUGACAGGAGUGAAUGAUGCAGUGUGUGCAUUACAGUUCAAUUGUGUGCACGAUGGCGCUUAUUAGUAUUAGUUUUAUUAGUCGUAUUAUGACCAUUCAUCUUGACAAUUUCACUCAAAAGCUUCCUAGCUAGGCAAUUACCAUUACAGCAUUUAAUUGUAAAGGCAAGGCAACUAGCUUGGUUUCUGCUAUUGUCAGGCAGUGACAGAUCUGACCAUAUGCCGUGCUUUUUGUACAUGUUGACACUAUGGCCGACGGAUGACAGUUUGUAGGCAGGGAGAUUGCGAGAGGCUGGAGAGAAUGGGAAAUGGAGGGAGGGACGUCCACAGGAGGGAGAAACUGUGACGCUAGUCUCGGGGAUAAUUGUUAUCACCCAAAUAGGCUUUGAUUAGGUAACGUGCCCGAGCAGUGGGCGCACUGCGCGGCGGCUCGAUGUGCCCGCAGUCCGCGAGGCUGUGCUCGUGAGUGGAGAGAGAGGCUGCUUUGCUGGUUUGAAGAGCUGCGCUAGGCGAGAUGGCUGUUCAGGAGUGAGGAAGUUUGGUGGCUGCACAGAACGGAUGCCCUGCAGUCUAUCCGCUUGUGUCUUGUUGAAAUUAACAAGAAGAAAUCAGGCCAAAUCUUGUGCCACACACUGUAACAUUAUCCAUUGACAGUCAUCUUCCAUGUACACUCAUCAUGAGGAUUUAAUCAUAGUACGGUUUUUAUGGAGUGGAUUGUCACAGCGGAAUAUCUGGGUGUCACGUCUUGCCGUUUCAGAUUUUCAAAGUUGAAGGAGGCUGAGAAGCAUUUUGGGAUAGCUGGCGUCACACCCCUUCACCAGUAGAAGUGAGGGAGAGGAGAUUUUUGGCUGGACUGGCAAUCAAUGCAUGAAAUCACGCAAUACGAAACGGUCAGUGGGUCUGUGGGUUUAUAGAUCGGUAAUCUGCCAGUGCAGAAGUCAGCGGCAGCUGGGGACACAGUGAUGGAGUGGUCCCUGGAGACGGUGCGGGAGCUGGUGGCAGGUGGGAUGCAGUCGAUGCGGGAGUGCGAGUCCAGCGCUGUGGGCACUGCCUUUUGUCUCUUGCUGCUCUUCGUGUGGUACUGCUACCGCGUGGGCCGCGAGCACAGCGCCCCCACCCUGCGCGGAGGCUACAGUGCGGACCCGGGCAGGGGUGGGGGAGGGGGCGGGGGGCUGCUGCUCAGUCCCGAGGUGGGGGCCAGGGGCAAGGCGCGGCAGGUGGCCAGUGUGGAGGAGCAGAACGGGUUUGCCUACUGCCAGUCCCCUGAGUGCUUCCGCUGCAUCCACGCCGGGGAGGGCCUGAACCAGCGCCUCUACCACAGCCUGCAGGACUACGCCAAGCGCUACACUUGGGCCGGCAUGGGCCGCGUCCACAAGGGGGUACGCGACCAGGGCCGCUACCUCUCCAGCCGCCCCUCUAUCCAGAAGCCUGAGGUCUUCUUCCUGCCUGAUCUGCCCUCUGCCCCCUUCUUUUCCCGGGAGGCCCAGAAGCACGACGUGGAGUUGCUGGAGCGCAGUUUCCCCGCCCUGCUGGCUGAGUUUGAAAGCGUCUACCACCACCCCCCGGCCAGGUCUGGGUCCGCCCUGCCGCCAGGGUGGAAGGCCAACAGCACCCCUCACGGGCAGUGGUGGACCUUCUACCUGGUGAACCAGGGCACCCCACUGGCUCUUAAUGCCCGCCGCUGCCCCAGGGCCUGGAGGGUGCUGGGCCAGCUGCGCACCUUCAUCGCUAACAAUGUGUUCGGGAACGCCUGCUUCUCCGUGCUGAGCCCUGGAGCGAUGAUCACCGAACACUACGGUCCCACCAACGUCAGGCUGCGCUGCCACCUAGGUCUGAGGGUGCCCUCUGGCUGUGAACUGGUGGUGGGAGGAGAGCCGCAGUGCUGGUCAGAGGGGAGCUGUCUGCUGUUUGAUGACUCUUUCCUGCACACUGCCUUCCACGAAGGCAGUGCAGAGGACGGCCCCAGGGUGGUCUUCAUGGUGGACCUCUGGCAUCCAAAUGUGGCAGCUGCAGAGAGACAGGCGCUGGAUUACAUCUUUACUCCUGGUCGCUGAGAGAGAACGAAUGAAAGGAAAAAAGGGGCGAGAGAAAGGGGAAGAAAGAGAGAGUGAGGGAGAACCCUCAUGUCCCCGUCCUCAUUUUCCCAUGUACAUAUCUUUUCUUCACUCUGAUCACCAGUUCCACUAAGUUAUAUCUUCUCUUUGGGACUUACAUUUGACCAAACAGACUUUAUCUGAAGUGCAAUGUAAUGUUUACAGUCUCCUCUCUAACCUAAUUCUACUGCUGGUUCACCCCAUUUCCAUUGUGAUAAUCUACAGUGCUGUAUGUUGGAGGCACUUAAAUAUCAAUUUACAUUAACGGCCAUUAACAUUAACUGAAAAAGAGGUAGACAUUUCACACAUAUUGUACUACACUGUUGGAUGAGCACAUAUGAAUCUUGUUUACUAGUUUGUCAGAGACAAUCUGCACUGUACUGUAAACACUUUCUGAUACAGAUUUACUGUUGAUGAGAUAUUGGGGUAAAGGGAGAUGUUGAAUUCAGAAUCAAAUACUUUAUAUUGCUAUUCACUGGAGUUGGGAACAAAAAAAAGACAACAAAAAAAAGAUUGGAGCCAGUUUCUUACUGUUUGAAGUUUGUAACGUGAAAGCUGUUAUGGGCUCAUUCGAUGAAUAAUGGGCAUGCAUAUCUGGCUAUAUUUAUUCUUUUUGUGUGUAUGUGCAGUACUUGUUCUCUAAAUGACUUUGAAGUUAUUGCAUCAGUUAUUCAUAUAUUCAGUGUUCUUGUAUGGGCAGACUUUUGUACAGGUUUUGGAAUUUUAAAAAGUGAUUUUAUUGUUGAGUGAAAUUUUAUACUCAUGUUCUGUGAUAUUCCGCUGCAUUCCAGUUUUAUGGUGACAUUCUGCUUCCAUUGCUUUCUGUGCCGUGAAUUUUGCAACAGUAAAUUCUUAAACAAAAAAGGCUAUGACAUUUUAAUCUGUAACUCAUUUCUCAUUUCUGGAAUUCAUUUCUCAUUCUUGCCAGCACUCCAACACAGAAACGCUCUUCAUGCAUUUUUAAUCUUUGUUAACCACAGCAGGGUCAUUUAAAGAAGGCUUAAGAUGGAUUUUCAUACAAAUUAUUGGUGUCAAGCAGGGAAUCAACACGAUAUGUAAAGAUCCAACUUGCAAAUCAGGCAGACCAUAGGAUCCUUUUCAUGCAGAGGUAUUGUAUAUACUGACCAGACGGAAUGCAACAAACUGUACCUUGAGGAAAAUGGUGUACCUGUUCUACUCAGCACUGCCAUGUUAAGGACCCAGGACCAACAAUACCCCACUAUUAGACUAAGAAUUAAUAUCUUCAUUGAAGCCUUAAAGCAGGGCCUUUCACUUACAGGAAAGCAGAAAGUAGGGGCUGCAGGGAUUUAUCUGGCCAGUAGGGUGUGCUAAUGAGUAAAUAAUGCCUAUUAACAAGUCUCAACUCUGUCUGAAAUGUACAAUCAAUUACCUGAAGGAGGGAAGUGAGGUGCUGGACGUUUGCCACAGCUGCUAUCAAGUGUAUUCACUCCGCUCUUUUCAGUGUGCAAGGAUGGAUAUGUAAAUAUGUGACGUGACUCCUCAUCUCUUUCAAUGUGAUCAUUGUAUGUUUUUUUUACUCUCAAUGAUGAGUGACAUGAAAUGUGUAUAAAUGAGUGUAUGGCCAUAUCCCAAGGUGUCUUCGA
This is a messenger RNA of Conger conger (European conger), 3776 nucleotides long. RefSeq names its product aspartate beta-hydroxylase domain containing 2 (gene asphd2). The transcript has 4 exons. Lineage: Eukaryota; Metazoa; Chordata; Actinopteri; Anguilliformes; Congridae. The record is from RefSeq and is a predicted model, not a curated record. Bases 1042 to 2133 code for a protein of 363 amino acids.